Scheffersomyces amazonensis is the source of this 1685-nucleotide messenger RNA. RefSeq lists its product as uncharacterized. The transcript has a single exon. Bases 115 to 1629 code for a protein of 504 amino acids. Lineage: Eukaryota; Fungi; Ascomycota; Pichiomycetes; Serinales; Debaryomycetaceae. Gene Ontology annotation, molecular function: NADP binding; flavin adenine dinucleotide binding. The record is from RefSeq and is a predicted model, not a curated record.
UCCCACACUUCAAUUAUCGGUCUAAUUUUCACUUCUGUUAUUUUCAAAUUAAUUUCAAUUAAUUUUUAUAUUUUUAUAUUUUUACUUGAAAACUUACUAAGUAAUAUAGUCAUCAUGCCUUCUAUUGCCUUAGAACAUCUUGACAACUACAAUGAUCCUGUAAAGUUGGCUUCAUCCCAAGUAUCCACUGUGGCCAUUAUUGGUGGGGGUGCUUCGGGAGCUAUUGCUUUAGAUAGUUUACUUAAAGAAUCACCUUCUGCCUUUUCUAAAAUUACCUUAUUUGAAAGAAGAAAAGUCUUAGGUGGAGUUUGGGCUUUGGAUAGGACUACUAUUAGAACUCCCAAUAAAAUUGUCAAAUCGGGACUUACUAAUCUUGAUACUGAUCCUCAAUUAACUAAUCCAUUCCACUCUACUAGUAGCACUGAAAAAUUCAUAAUUACUUCCAAAAAUCAACAAGAAAGAUUUGAAGAAACUCCCAGUUAUUCUGGUAUUAAAACAAAUAUCAUUGAAAAAAUGAUGACUUACAGUGAUACUAAUAAAUGGGAUGUUCCAGGAGUUACUAAUCCUGACGAUCGUAAAUAUGUCGAUGGUUUAAUUGUUCAAAAAUAUAUCGAUUCUUACAUAUCUAGAAAUGUAUCCAAUGAUAAAGUUCAAUUGUUAACUAACUCUACUAUUGAAGAUAUUGAAAGAAUUCCAAGUCCUAAUAAGGAAAUUCCUUAUAAGUUCAGAUUAACUGUUCGUUCAAACUUAAAUGAAGAACAAGAUAUUUGGUAUCAAGAAGAUUUCGAUGCAGUAGUUGUAGCUACAGGUCAUUAUCAUGUUCCUUUUAUACCUGCUGUUAAAGGAUUAAAUGAAUUACAAGAACAAUUCCCUGAAGUCAUUCAACAUGCCAAAUUUUAUCGUGAUCCUCAACCGUAUAAGGAUGAAACGGUUGUUGUAGUUGGUUCAAGAGCUUCAGGAGCUGAUUUAACCAAGUUUAUUGCCGAUACUGCUAAAAUUGUUUAUCAAUCAAUCAGAAAUCUCGAGAAUACUAAGAAAUUAUCUAAAAAGCCUAAUCUUCAUACUAAACCUAUCAUUACAGAAUAUCAAAUUUUACCUAAUAAUGAAGGAUUUAAGGUACUUUUCGAAGAUGGCUCAGAAUUGGUAAACCCUGAUCGUGUCAUAUAUGCCACAGGUUAUGCUUUCUCAUUUCCUUAUUUGAAUAGAUUGACCAACAAUGGCAUAGUAAAAGAUGGUCGUAUUAUUCCUCAGUUAUACCAACACACAUUUCUUGUAAAUGAUCCUUUGAUUUCAUUUGUUGGUGUCCCAAUUGAUGGUGUCUCCUUCCGUGUUUUUGAAUAUCAAGCUAUCACAGUUUCUAGAUAUUUCUCUGGGAAAAUUGCCUUGCCUUCAAGAUCAGAACAAGUUGAUUGGAUUUCAAAAAGGCUUGAUGAGAAGGGGAUAACAAGAGCUUAUCAUACUAUUGGUGUGGUUGAUGCAUUAAGCUAUAUGCAUGGCUUAGUGAAAAUUGGAGAAAUACAACAAGAGAAAUUAAACCAAGGUCGUCAAUACCCAGUAUUGACUGAAGAAGAUAUUGCUACUUACCGUGCAGCUGGAGAAUUAUUAAGAAAAUUUUGGGAUGAACGUUGAUCACAGGUCCUAAAUAUACAUACAUAGAUAUAUAGAUAUAGAUUAUCCAUUUUCUA